Messenger RNA from Penicillium mononematosum, 399 nucleotides. RefSeq lists its product as uncharacterized. The coding region runs from base 1 to 399 and encodes 132 amino acids. The transcript is spliced from 3 exons. The record is from RefSeq and is a predicted model, not a curated record. NCBI's taxonomy places the organism in Eukaryota, Fungi, Ascomycota, Eurotiomycetes, Eurotiales, Aspergillaceae.
AUGGGCGCGAACCCAGGCGUCGGCUACGCAACCGCUCAAAUCCUAGCCGGUCACCCAAACCACCAUCCUGUCGAGACCUCCAAAAAGGCCAACAAGCACUCUCCCAAUUCCGAACCAAAAAAACUCAAGGGGACUCUAUCUCUACUGCAGCUAGACGUGGAAGAUGACGCCUCCAUAACGCAAGCGGUGCACACCGUAGACGAACAAUACAACCGCCUCGACAUCUUAAUCGGCAACGCCGGCUCCGCCGCAUCCAACAGCACCGGCCGCGCCAGACUGAACCAGAUUUUCUCGACGAAUGUGAUUGGCGCAACACUGGUCUCAGAGGCUUUCAUCCCCCCCUCUUCAGAUCAGAAAACCCCUAUCUGGUCCAAGUCUCCAGUGCUCUGGGGUCAAUGA